UGAAGCCGAUCAACAGGUACGCCCCUCCAGAUUACAUGACACUAAUGUAUCACCCCACUCCCACACUGGAGGACCUGGGGUUAACCAGUUAUCUGGACAGUCCUCCCUCAUCACUCAGAACUAGGUCACCAGCUCGGGAGGAAAAAACGGUGGAUUGUCAACCAGAGCGAGAGUCGGCAAGGAGGGUCUUACCAGCAUGGGACGCACCAACAAACGACUUUUUUGACCAAGAAUCCAAGCCAACUAACUCACAAGCGAGAGAGUUCAGGACGGCUGUGUCAGCUCACAAACAGUCCUCAAAGACUGACACUGUAUCAGAGGCUAAAAUCUCCACACUGAAUGUGACCAAUCAAAUGAGUGAAAGACACCAGACAAAUGUGACCAAUCAAAUGAUUGAAAGACACCAGGCAUAUGUGACCAAUCAGAGGAGUGAGAGACACCAGGCAAAUGUGACCAAUCAAAUGAUUGAAAGACACCGGGCAAAUGUGACCAAUCAAAUGAGUGAGAGACACCAGGCGGCCUCACACACUCAGAUGAAUAAGCAUCUGGCAACAAAUGUUGAAUCGCAAAGAUAUGUCCCAAGCUUUGCCCCAAAAGGCUGGGACCCAACUAACAAGUCAUCAAAGUCCUUACAAGGACCUGCAUCAACGGAAUCUGUAAUUAAUGUUACGUCUAGACCUGCCACAUUCACUGCGCCCAUUUCAAAGUCAGUCACAGGCCCUGAUGUUAAACCAACAAAUAACAAAAGACCAGGGUCUGGUUCUACAUUGGCUGAGAAUCCGGAGAAACGGGCAUGUAAUUGGUCAAUGAUUGCUGAACAGUACUCGACAGAAAGUCGUCACUCUGUAAAUCAGGAGCAAAGACGUGACGCAUUGUACAGACGCUACAACAAAGACGAGCGUCAACAGACGCAUACCACAAAGCGUCACCAAAAUCAUGACGCAAUGUAUCAGGAACAUACUGAUGUACCGAGUCGCAACCAGACAUUUGAUCAGGUUCUGGCUGAGCAGAUAGCUAGACAAGCUGAACUCAAAAGUCAAAAUCAUAACCAAGCUCCUCAGACUGGCACCAGCGUAAACGAGAAAAGACGCAUGUGCCAACCUAUGACAAAAUCAAGUCUGCCCACUGUCAACAUGGACGACCUGUUUGGUGGAUUGUCACCUUACAGCUGCUGAAAUCAGUCGGCACUGGAAGACCCGAGGUUUUCAUAACUUCCAGUUUCUUAUUUAUCUUUGCUUUGGCAAAGAUAUUUGCGGCAUAUACCAUCUCUGUUG
Saccostrea cuccullata (small rock oyster) is the source of this 1274-nucleotide messenger RNA. RefSeq lists its product as uncharacterized. The record is from RefSeq and is a predicted model, not a curated record. NCBI's taxonomy places the organism in Eukaryota, Metazoa, Mollusca, Bivalvia, Ostreida, Ostreidae. The transcript has 5 exons. Bases 36 to 1175 code for a protein of 379 amino acids.